AUGAGGCCAUGUUAUUACAUAUUCAUCUUCAUCUCCUUCAUCUACCUAACCUUAGCAGCAACAGCCAACCACCAAAGAGCAACCUUAAAUGAGAAAACAGCUUGUCUGAUUGUACACAACAAUGUCCGGGCGGCCGUCGGCCUUCAGCCGCUCAUGUGGAGCAAAAAAUUAACAAAAUACGCCCGAUCAUAUGCUGAGAAAAGACGAGCCGACUGCCAACUUAAGCACUCGGGCUCGAUUAGGUAUGGGGAGAAUAUCUUCUGGGGCAGCGGCAAAAGCUGGAGCAUGACUCAAGCGGCUUGGGAUUGGGCCAGCGAGAAUAAGUCGUAUCACUAUUCAUCUAACUCGUGCGACUCGGGCGAAAUGUGUGGGCACUACACUCAGAUUGUUUGGAGGAAUACGACUAAGGUAGGGGUCGGAGCUAUUUGGGGCGUGGGCCUUGUGAGGGGAGUGGUAGUUGCUACUAGUGAGGUGGGGGUUAAGGAUAAAACUAGUGUGUCUUGUGGUCAGGACACCCUAAAGGAAGGGGAAAAAGGUAGCAAUUACCUUGAGGAUCCUCUGGCUGUAGUAGUGGCAGAACAGAAUAAGGAUGGUUCAGCUAAACUUAUUCUGAUUGAGGAUACUCUUACUAAGAAACCCCCUCUCUCUAUUGAGACUCCUAUUGACUCUAAUCUUGUGGAAGUGACUAUACAGCCUUCACCUGUGAUAGGUAAGGUUGCUCAGAAAAAAAAGGCUUCUUUCACUAGAAAACCUAGACAUACCAAAGCAGAGUCUUUGGAGAAUAUGCAGGUGGAUAGGGCUGGGAGUUCAGGGGUCAAGAUAGGAGAGAAAAGCUCCCUUAAAAGGAGUGCUGAGAUGUGUGCUGAGGGAAAUGAGCAGAUGUAG
Messenger RNA from Striga asiatica, 885 nucleotides. The record is from the annotation of a GenBank genome assembly. NCBI's taxonomy places the organism in Eukaryota, Viridiplantae, Streptophyta, Magnoliopsida, Lamiales, Orobanchaceae.